CAAAAGCGGAAGUAUGGUUAGUUGGCUAGCUAUAUGUAGCGCUGUUAGGUGAUAAUGUGAUCAAAAUUUAUCGUACAGAGGGUCCAGGAAUUUACAUUUUCUUUUGAAACGCAUACCGAAGAGGAAGGUAUGGAGACAACUUUGACAGUUUCGAAAAGUUCUAAGCUGUCCACAGAGGCUAGCAGCGAACUUGUUGCUUUCAAGAAAGCUGCGGCGAAAGCUGUUCAAGAACACGCAGAGCUCAAAAAGAGCUAUGACAAAUUACGCCGCAAAUUCCAGGAAAGUGAGAAAAUUAGGAGGGGUCUGGAGAAGAAACUUGUCAGUACCGAGCAGGAACUGUCGAACCUUGGUGUAGUUUCAGAGGCAGCUUGUGAAGAGUUCACCCAUCUGCACAUCAAAUACGAGGUGGAGCAAAAAUGCAGGCUAACAGCAGAGAAAUAUGCCACCAAGAUGGUGAAAGAGAACAAGGACAUUAAGAGAAAGAGUGCAGCCUUCCUUUCCCGAGCUGGUGAGGAUCUGGUCCGUCAAUUUGAACUGUCGCUGGAAGAAGGGGACGAAGAAGAGACAGAAAAUGGAGCUGACACAGGCCAGGUCAAAGAACUCAAUGCCAGAAUAGAGGAUCUCAGAGAUCAGCUGGUAGCAAGCAAGCGAGACCUGGAGCAGGUCCUCUUGGAGCGGGAUGAAGCCAGGGAGGAGGUCAUUGGCAUCUCUCACCAGGGUAAACAACUGGCGGAGCAGUUACUUCUUGAGAGGCAAACCCAUGAUGCAACAAAAGCCACCUUGGAGGCAGAGAGAGUGGCCCACGAAUCCGUGAAGAUGGCACUGGAGGAGAAGGUCCAGACCAUCGCCCAGUUCAGAAGAGUUUCGACAGUGGUCUUCCAGGAGCUGUUUGAAGUCAAAGGCAAGUAUGAGGAGGAAGCCAUGCUAAGAGAGAAAGCUGAGAACUUCGCAGCACAGAUGUACAAGGAGAGGCAAGCAGCCGACGCCCACAAGCGGCAGAGCAUGCUGAUGCUGAACGAAGCCAUCGGCCCAGACGAAAAGAUGGAGGAGGUCAUGAAGGAAGUGGAGAUUCUCACCAAGGAGCUGGCUGACGAGAAACAAAAACAUGAGAAAGAGAUUGCCCAGAUGCAAGCCAGCCUUCGGGAGGCUGGGGAUGUUGAACUCCUGAAUUCCCUAGAGACCAAGCUCAGCAUUGCCCGGGAGGAGAACGAGGCUCUGGAGAAGAAGGUCAAUGACCAGCUUCCCAACAUGCGCAAGCUCCAGGACAAGAUUGCCGAGCAGGACACCACCAUCAAGAAGCUGAUGGCCGAGCUAGACAAGGCCAUGCUUAAGCCAGUGGCCCCACCCCCUCCCCCACCCCCUCCUCCGCCACCUGUGCCACAUUCCCCUUUGGAGGUUCUUCGCAAGAUAAUUGGUGUGAGGCGGGCUAACAAAGGAGGAGGAGGGGGGGCAGGAGGAGCGGCAGGAGGGCCAGCUCCCACAGAAACAGAUGGCAGUGGAAACAAGGCAGGGAAAGAUGACCCCCACCAGAAACAGUACGAGGCCACCAUCGAAGAGAUGAUGAACAGAAUCAAGAGUGGACGGGUGAAGUUGAAGCCAGUACAGACAGAGGAAAAGACGUUACUGAAUAGGAAAGGCCCUGGAUCCAUCAGGAACAUGAGUCCUGCUAUGAGUCAACUCAAUGGCAUGCUGACUGUACUUAAGAAGAGAGGUCCUCAGAGUGACGUCACAUCCGGGUCAGAUAGUGCCACCCAGGAUGCCCCCAGCCAAGAACUGGCGGCCAUCAUGCAGAGGCGGAGAAAGAAGACGGAGGAAAUCACCCUGGACAAGCCAGCCCAUGAAGAGGUCCAGGAAGACUCGCUGCCUGGUGUAAAUACAAACAAUCUUCAAGAGAGACGAAAUGGCACGACGCCAAAGUCUAAACGAAAGCCUCCAGUACCUGUGCCUAGGUCCUCACCGACAACUAAACUUACCAAGAGCACAAGUGUCGACAGCGGAAUGACAGAAAGUGAGAAACCCUCCAAAAAGGACAAGACAGACUCCGCCAGCAUCAAGACAUGCCCCGAAAUGAGCCUUGCCGAGGAGGGGGCUUACUCCGAGGUCAUGGCAGACGGGGAUGACAAAAAGUCCAACAUGUCCUUCUCUGAGUCCUUCCCAUCAUUCAAGGGCUCCUCAGAUGCCUCCUCGGAAUUCUCAGAGAAGAACUCAGACAUCUCGUCCAACAAGGGCUCGGGUGAGCUGGAUGACAUCCUGCUGCAUGCCAACCCAGCGUACGAGAGUGCUGAGAGUAUUCCGUUCUCUGAGGAGGGGGCAGGGCAAGGUGACGGCUGGGGCGAUUAUGAAACAUUGAGAAUUGGUGCUGCAAACAGUACACACAAUGGAUACUCUGCCAACAGCACUGCACAGUAAAAUGUAAAUAUGUGUUCCGUAUGUCCUCUUGUCACUUGUUUGAUGUGCAUGUACAUUAAAUCAACAACAGUUUGUGGACGUCAUUUUUAAAAAAUUUGUCUGAGUUGAGAAUUCAUUUUGAACAGUCUUCAAACUGAUAUACCAUGGAUAGUUUGGCAUUGUAUUAGCUGAGAUUUUGAUAUUCUUAAAUGUGAUGUUAAGUUUCAGUACUGGAGGUAUUGUUCUUUGAGCUUAGCUAUAGCAGUAAGAAAUUAAGAAAUAAUGUGUAGCUGUUAAGGGUUUAUUGCAUUUUUAGAAAAAUCAUUGUUAUUGCUUUUUGAACUUGAAGAAAAAAAAAGCUUUUUCAGUGGCAUUUUGCAUCAGCUGUACCAGCUGAGUUUAGAUUUUGAAGGGAUUAGUUUUCUUGGAAAAAUUAGUUUAAACUCUGAAAGUAUCAAAAGAUUCAACGUCCAUGGUAAUUCAUGCUUCCCUACAUGCAGGGACUUAAAACUUAAAGUGUAUGACCAUGACCUGCAUGGUCAUGUCAUUUUGUAACAAGCAAACAAGGUGUGACAUCCCUUAAACUGAAUUUGUGCAUACAAUUUUCAAAGAAAGAUUUUCACCCUUCAGUUGCAUAUGUAGCUUUUCAGUGAAAUGGUAAAAAGCAGAGAUUUAGGUGUCCCAGUGGGGCUGUGUUGUAUUGAGCAUGGAGCCCAAAUGCACAUCAGAAAAAGACGUAGUUGUCUACAUAGUUGUCAGUCGUCUUCCCUCCAUGUUGGAUUUUACCGUUUUGGGCAAAAACAAGCCUGUUCUUCACACAUAUCUGCCCUGGAAAGUGACUUGCUUAAUAUUGGGUCAGCAGCCCAUAACUUCACAGUAUUCAAUUUCAGAUACAUGUACCCUCAUCUUGCUUGAACACCUCACCCAGCAGAUGUCUGAUUGAUAGGUGACCUUACUUGUUCUUCUUGAAACCAGUUCCUAGGCAACCUCUGAACCUUUAUUGGGCCCUGUGUUGUCCAGUUAUCGAAAAAUCUCUGGGAUCCACAACUUUAUUAUCUAGGGCAACUUUCAAACCUCCUUUUGCUGUGCCAUGUGCGUUCUCCCCCCACCCCUUCCAUCUCAAGAUCUUGCUUCACAGACUUGUCAACACUUGACUUUCAAAUGAAGUUUCUUCCUGUUCGGAACUUCCUCCCUGCUUCAUUGCAUCUCAAAGUUGACCUCUGUAACCCGUAAACCCCUUCCAUUGUUAGCACCAAUUCCUGCAAAUCCCAACCUUUUCCCAGACAGUAUUGACCAUUGAUUUCCCCCCUUCUCUUUGGCACAGAUUUUACACAAGUAGAAAGUUGCUCACUGCUUGUUGCUGAAUGGUCAGGGAAGUCCUUAAUGCUUUCAUGCAACUAUAUGCCGACAAGAAUACUGUACAUUCCUUUAUUUUGUAAAUGUAAUGCAUGCAGUAUUCCAACAGUUGGUAUUUUAGGGACAGCAUAAUGUUGUCAGAUGUUGUGAAUGCAUGUGUGUGUAAAAACCAACUGAAAAAUGGUCUGUCUUGCUGCAUCCUUGGCAACCAUAAAAAGGAAAUGUGAUUUAUUGUACAGACAAUGAAACCCUGGUGAAAUGAUGUAGAAAAUUAUUUUUGUAGCACACCACUCUGUGUAAACAAAAGAAGAAAUAUGGAGUCUUGCAUUCAGAGUUGUAAAAUGGAGAUGUGACAGUCCAGAGUAGUAUUUAAGAAUUAAUUGAGUAAGUCUGUACAUUUUGUAUUUAAUUUGUUUGACAAAUGAAACCAAAGUUUGUUUACAUAUAGUUUGUAGAAUUUUCUUAUUAUUUCUAGAUUUUAACUUGAAAGUAGUUUGCUUGAUUGUUGAUGAUUCAAAAUGAUUUAAAAAUGUGUUAAGUAAAAUCAACAAAUUUUUAAUUCACAUAGCAAGAAUGAAGUUACUGUUUCCUGGCCGUAAUAUAAACCCAACAGUGUUCUGUUAGGCCCUCUCUGAAAAUUAAGAUUGUGUAGAAAAUUACUGAGAUUGGAGAAGUGUUCCAUUUUGUUGUACAUUUUUUAAUAUGGUUUUUUGGCAUAAGCCUAGAAUUCCUGUAAUUGGCUGUGUAACUGAAUUCUGAUAACGUGCAUCAUUUUGCAUCAGUUUGGGAUUAAAAAAAUUUUAGCUGUGCUGUUUUCUAAAAAAGCCACAAUUAAGAUUUUUCUAAAAGCAACUCCCACUCCGUGUAGUAACUGCAUCUGGUGAAGUUAUCCUUUUCAUCAUUGAAUUUAAUAAGUUUGGUUCUGUAUAGCAGCAGGCCCUGCUAUAUUCAUUUCUGUGAUCUUUACCACUUGAGAAGAAGGAUGAAUUUUUUUCAAAUUUUAGUACUGAAUGGGAUAAAAAUUCAACAAUCUGCCUUGCCUUUGAACUUUUUCUUGCCUUUGAAUGAAGACAUUUGAUGGUACUGUAGCAUAAUAUUUAUAUUGACUUUAGAUAACCAUAAUUGUGGUAUGAAUGGUAUACCACAGUAUAAUUCUUGAGCCAGUCAUGGAAAUACAUCUUUUUUGCUCUCUCCUUUUUUAACCCAGGAGCCCUAUAACCUUGAAAGUGCCAUUUUUGUAUGUAGCUUACAAUGAGGAAAAGUCAUUUGAAUAUCUAUACAGAACCACGCCCACAAAUACCAGCAUUCAUUGUUUCUCUUUUGGAAGAACCAAAAACUGUGAUUAUUGUUAUUAGAUGUUCUUAUAUACAUUUCCUUGAUCAAGGCCUUGGUAGUCAGUUGUAUCUUUAAAAAAAUAUACUUUCCAUAUGUAAGAUUUUAGAGUAUAAAAGUUGGUUGUGUUUUUGAUAUGAAAUAACAUUUAAUUAAAUGUGCUUUAGUGGGUAUCAUUUUCUGCAUGGUUUCGUACAGGAUUGGUGCAUAUUGGGAGCCAGAACUCAGAGCUGUUCCAUUAAAUCGAUCAGCUGAGUACUUUAAAGGUUUGCUGCACAAAAACAGGUUACCAGCUGAAAUCCUGCAUUGACUGCAGUGCGUUUGACAGGUUGCCAGUGUACGUCUGGCUUCGCCCAUAAUUUUGCUUGGCAGUAAAUUCUGCCUAGUAGAGGCAUGCAAUUAGGUUAGACAUUGUGCACCUGAAAUACUAAAUUUGUUUCUCACUACAUUAGUUGGAUUUUCAAAAUCUUCUAUUUGGACUAAAACUUAGUCCAGUUAAAUUUCAUAAUCGGUUUUAUGUUUUAUUUGGUCUUCGGAUGUGAAUGUAUGACUUGAGUCUGUAGUUUUCUUGUGAUGCAUGCAUCUUUGUGCAUUUGAUUUUCUGGUCAGCCGAUAAAGCUGUCGAAAACAGAUUAGCAGUCAGCAGCACAAGAUUAAAGGUUACACCCGUAUAAGUGGUUUCAUUUCUGUGUUAUUGAGACUUUUUGAUGUUUAUAAUAGUCGCCACAAUAUAGAUUGGUAGGAAGCAUAUUAAAAAUGUGUUUCAUCUUGCCAACAAUUUGCUGUGGUCUUCCAAAUUUUGGAUCUUUUCAUGUUUUGUAUUUCCAAAUCAGAUAGGUUCCCUUAGUUUUUGGAACCAUAUCUGUUGGGAAUCCCAAAUAAAUUUAUUAUUGUUUCCUGAUGCUUGGUGCACGUUAAGUUUUCAUACACAGGUAUAAUGUUAACUAGUUUCUCUUCUUGUUAUUUCUUACUUGAAAUUUAAAAGAUUGCUUUGAGGUGUAAUAGACUUUGGAUCUCCAUGUUACUUCAUCUUUAGUAUCUCACUAGUAUUGUGCCAUACUUUGAAAAGGUCACUUAAGUGGUAUACAUUAACUGAUUAGGUAUUAGUGAACACAUGUAAGGUGAUUUAAAUUAGGUUUUCUGACAUAUACUGUAAGGCUAACGAAAUAAUUAUUCAUUUAAGAAAAUGAUUUUGAAAUGAUCACAUUCAUUUACAGACCCCGGUUUUGUAGGUGUAUCUGACAAAAAUCAAUUCCACACCUUGGGUUUUCGAUUUAUUAAAAAAAAAGAAAAAAAGUUGAUUAUGUUUUGACACAGAAACAAGAUUACUCAAGUGUAGAGUAUCAUUAUGGUAUAAUUAACCUUCAUCAACUUAGAAGUAUUGUUUAUAUUUAGGUUGUACAGGCAUCUAUUAUUUGAUCUGUAAAUUAAAGGAAAUAUUUUAAUCAUUCCAUUAAUCAAGUACUAUUUUUAGUGAUGGGUUUCCUUGAAUUCUGUUUGAAGUCAGAGAAAAUUGCUCUGUAGUGCAGUUGCAAACAUUUGUUUACCAAAGGAAUGAACUUUUUAUGGCUAUUCCUGAUUAGUGAUGAGACAACAGUUUUCGUUUUUCUUAAAUUAAGUUUAGGGGGUCAAAUCACGAUGGUACUUGGAUAAACUAAUUAAACUAGACCCUAGGUAUUCUAAUCAAAAUUCAUUUGAAAAUAUCCAUUUGUAAAUGUCUAUGAACUUGAUUGAAAAUUGUAAAUAAAAGCUGAAAAGGACCCACAAAUUUGA
This is a messenger RNA of Acanthaster planci (crown-of-thorns starfish), 6849 nucleotides long. Its product is annotated as shootin-1-like. Gene Ontology annotation, cellular component: cell leading edge; cytoplasm; axonal growth cone. Lineage: Eukaryota; Metazoa; Echinodermata; Asteroidea; Valvatida; Acanthasteridae. The record is from RefSeq and is a predicted model, not a curated record. Gene Ontology annotation, biological process: neuron projection morphogenesis; positive regulation of neuron migration.